Mycetomoellerius zeteki is the source of this 2506-nucleotide messenger RNA. RefSeq lists its product as uncharacterized. The coding region runs from base 251 to 1666 and encodes 471 amino acids. Lineage: Eukaryota; Metazoa; Arthropoda; Insecta; Hymenoptera; Formicidae. The record is from RefSeq and is a predicted model, not a curated record. The transcript is spliced from 4 exons.
ACGGUGCACGGGCCGACGGGCGUGCUGUUCUUUAUUUCAGUCCUCGCAGCAUAUCAGAAUUCGUACGCUGCACGCGAGUUAUGAGAAUUUCUGCGACGCACCCGGACCAUGAACGAAAUUCUCGAGAGCUGGGAGCAGAUUGAGGAAUCCGUAGCACUCGACAAAAGACUGGAGGCUCUUCGAUUGAACACAAUAGAGGAAGAAAUAGAAUCUUCUAGGUUUAGAAUCAGUGGACACAAGGAACACAAGGAUGAUUACAUUAGGGGAAGAUGGCCUUAGAUCUCAAUAUGUACCUCCAAAACCUAUGGUAAAGAAAAUAUUAAAGGAACCUACUGUAGAUUCGCAGGAUAGCGGCUACAGCCUGCUGAAUGACGAUAAGCCUAAACGAUCUAUCAAGUCUCUUAAGCAAGUGAAACUCAAGAUGGAGAAAGUAGCAGUAUCUACCUUAGAAGUUAAGGAGGAGAUUCUCAAGAAGAAGCCUUGCCCUAAGGCUAAAGCUAAGGAGAAACAGCAGAGUGAGAAGAGGUCUGAUGAUUUUCGAGCUUCGACUUCACAGACUUCAUUUCAAAAGAACGACUCUAAUGCAAAACAAGCGCUUUAUGAAAAGUUAUACUAUGGCUUCAAACGACAGAACGAGGCUAUGAAGAGCAUACAGAUCAUGAUAACACCAAGAAGUAUUAUACUUCCUAUUUCAACGAGGUCCAUCGGCUUUAUGAUAAGAUUUUUGAUUUGUAAGUUUGCACGCUUGAAUAUACAGAAUGUUGAUUUCCACGGUUUAUGCUCGGCGUUAUAUAGAGUAACGUUGCUUCAAUUGAAUGUGAAGUUGAUGCAGACGAUGCUUAACCAGUGUUCAAGAAACAUUGGUACGAAUGAUUUCAUCACGAUUGAUGUUAAGUCUGAGUUUGUUCGCAUUGUUUGUGAACUAGGAGCGUACUUUGCUCCUCUCGUCAACUUAAUUUCGUCGAUUGGAGUUGCAAAGGCAUUCGGCACUUUAUAUAUUCCACGCAUGGUAAAAGCACCUACACUCAAUCACAUUGUGUGUUAUGAUCCAACUGUUAUCAAUUUCUCCACCUUGCGCACUUAUGUAGUGGCACUAAGUAGUGCAGCAACAGCUUAUGCUACACGUAAAUAUUUCUACGACCACAGUCCUUUUCCUAAUGCACGAUGGACGUUGCAGGAAAAACCACGUGAUGAUGGCGCUCCUAAUGAAGCGUUUCCCAUCUUAAGUAAUGCGGAUGAAAUUAUGCCUACAUUUUAUGGCAUCGAUCAAUUACGCGAAGAUAUUAAUAUCAUCAUGGACGCUAUUGAAUUAAUUGGACGGAAGUACACAAAGUUUGUUCACAUGGGUGGUGUAGACUAUGGUGGUAAUAGCAACUUUACCAUACUACCGUCGAACGAUGUAGAAGAUAUUAGGUGUUCCGACCUAACCUGGGAUGAUAAUGAUCCAGUUUACAACAUUAGCUCGCCAAUUUCUGGCACAAUUGAUCAUUUCUGGUCUCCAGAGUAUAUCUCUAAUGUUGAGUUUUAUCUCGGAUCAAUCCAUCUAUUUGGAGAGAGAGCUCAAAAAGGAGCAAGAUGGUCAGCUUAUGAUAUCCGAAGCGUGUCUGUUGCCAAACAAGAAGCGAGUAUCGACUACAAUACCGGACUACAAAACCUGCUCGGUUAAUACUUUCCUUGGUUAAUACUUCAUGAAAUGGUAAUACAGUAAUGGAAAACUGAGCAUAUUGGAGCAAAUCGUGAUGGUCAGAAAUAAUUCCUCUUUUGAAGGAAGUUCACUCAAUAACAUCGUCAGAAAACCAUAUUUCUGGCAAAGGGUCGUUUUAUCAGAAUGCGGAGAUGCGUAAAGAACGAAAUCAAUAACAGCCACAGCAGGAAACUUUGUGUGAUCGUAAUUUCCUCUGAGAUCACGUAGAUCACGGACUCGAUUUGCACUAAUGAUAUCAUAGCACAAAUGUUUAAAACGAUUUCUCUUAAACAGAUAAUCAAUCACUGCGUCAGAUCUAUACGCAGAUAACUAUGAUUUAGAAGAGUAGUUCACGGUGGCCGUGGAUAUAUCAUUUUUCAUUGAACAAGAGGACUUCAUUACAACAGGUGUAACCGCAACAUGUUCAUUCUCCAUUGCACAGUCUCCAGCGUCUUUGGCACAAAGAUACGGUAUCAAAUAAUAUAGAUAAAAUUCGUUUGAUCCAAGACGGGUGGAGAUAAGCUCUCUAGUCAAAUUUCUUCGAGAUAAAUCAAAUAAAAACUUUUCGUACUGACGAGACUAAAUCUUCUCUGGAUUCAAAUCAAAUAAAAAAGCCUGACGCAUGCUUUCUUGCAUCACCGAACAAAAUCUAAUCAUUAAUUUAGCGCGCUGAGUUUCAGCAUAGACUGCGCUAGCAAUGGACCGAAACAGAAAGGCUGUGUUGCAUUAUUCUUUAUGCCACUGAAUUUCUUUAAUAUGUACUGUUUCACUUGCAACAUAUCCUGCAAAUAAUAUUUGAUUGAAUUUAUGAAUAUUGAAUAA